AUGGAAAUGUAUGGACUGGUGAUAUCACACAGACCCUUAACUAUAAGACUGAUCCUGUUUUUUGGUGCCCCUUUUGGUCAUAUCUACUGUCAAGAAACAUUUGUAGGAUAAGUUAUGCUUUCUGGUCAGAUCCUUGAGAUCAUACCAAGGAAUGAAGAACAAAUAAAAAAUCUUGUGGAAUUGGAGGCUAAAGAACAUCUUCAGCUUAAUUUCUGGAAAUCACCCACCAUCCCAGGAGAGACAACCCAUGUCCGAGUUCCCUUUGUCAGCAUCCAGGCAGUCAAAGUUUUCUUAGAGUCCCAGGGAAUUGUUUAUUUCAUCAUGAUGGGAAGUGUUCAGGUUCUGUUGGACAAGAAGAAUGAAGAAAUGUUACUUAAUCAGAGAAGAGAAUGGAAUGGUAGUUUCAACUUUGAGGCUUAUCGUAUCUUGGAAGAGAUUUCUCAAGAAAUGAAUAACCUCGUUGCUGAGCACCCUGGUCUAGGGAGCAAGGUGAACAUUGGCUAUCCUUUUGAAAACCAGCUCAUGAACGUACUCAAGUUCAGCACUGGAGGAGACAAGCUGGCCAUCUGGCGAGGGGCCGGGAUCCAUGCCCGGGAGUGGGUUACACAACUUAGUUCGCUGUGGACAGCAAGUAAGAUUGCCUCUGAUUAUGGAAAUGAUCCAUCCAUUACUUUGAUUUUGGAUAUAAUGGAUGUCUUCCUGUUGCCAGUCACCAACCCGGAUGGCUAUGUGCUCUCUCAAACCAAAACUCAUAUGUACUGGAAGACCCGAUCCAAGUUAUCUGGAAGCCUCUGUGUUGGUGUUGAUCCUAACUGGAACUGGGACACAGGUUUUGGAGGACCUGGGGCUAACAACAACUCUUGCUCUAAUUCAUACCAUAGACCCAGUGCCAACUCUGAAGUUGAAGUGAAAUCCUUAGAGGACUUCACCAAGAGUCAUGGAGAAGUCAAGGCCAUCAUUACUCUCCACAGCUAUUCCCAGCUCUUCCUGUUCCCCUGGGUGUAUGCAUGUGCCGAGUCACAUAACUUUGAUGAGUUGGAAAUAAAGAAUGAAGUGGCCCAAGAGAAUGCCCAAUCUCUGACAAGCCUGCACGGCACCAUGUACAAAAUGGGACCUGUCUGUUUAGUCAUCUACCAAGGCAGUGGAGGAAGCAUCGACUGGUUCAAUGACUCUGGCAUCAAAUACUCGUUUGUCUUUGCACUGAGAAAUACAGGUCUAUAUGGCUUCCUCCUGCUGGCCAAUCAGACCUUGCCCACAGCAAAAGGGACCUGGCUUGGCUUGAAGACAAUCAUGGAGCAUAUUCAAGACCAUCCUUACUAG
Messenger RNA from Vicugna pacos (alpaca), 1320 nucleotides. NCBI's taxonomy places the organism in Eukaryota, Metazoa, Chordata, Mammalia, Artiodactyla, Camelidae. The record is from RefSeq and is a predicted model, not a curated record.